GGGUUUAGAGUUAGGAGGUGAGGUUUUGGAAUUAGGGUUUAAAAUUUUAUAAAAAAUAAAUACUAAAAUAAAAAAUAAAAAUUUAAAAAACAGUUUCAAAAAGUAUUUUUAAAUUAUAAAAAGAAAAUUUGAAAAAAAAAAUUAAAAAAAAUAAAAUUUAAAAAAAUUAUAAAAAUUUCGAAUCUGAAAACAUGUAAUUUGAAACUAUAAAAAAAUUAUUUUUUUUUAUUUUUAUUUUUAUUUUAUUUAUUUUUAUUUAUUUUUGUUUGUUUAUUUAAUUUUAAACCAAGGGUAUUAGGGAUAUUUUACCCUUUAAUGAAUGUCAUUUUUGUGACUUUCUCCUUCUAAUGCUAUUUUUGAGACAUAAACUUCAAAAUGUGCUAUUAUUGACAAUUGCCCUUAAUUAAAUAAUCUAUUAAACGAAAAAUAAGUUUUAUUUAAUUACACAACUACGUAUCCAGCGGGAAUGUAGCGCAAGGUAGCAAAAUUGGGUUUCUCUUUCUCAGAAUUUUCCGCCUUGGUGUUUGCUUUAAAACCACCGCCGCACGCACAUUGUUUCUCUUACAAUCGUUUUUUUAUUUUUCUUCCGAAUAAUUUUUUUUUUGGGUUGUUCAUCAAAUGGCGGAAUCAAAGACAAAGUUUGCAGAAAUCAGGGAAUGGAUCGUCGACCACAAGCUCCGUACCGUUGGUUGUUUAUGGCUGAGUGGUAUCUCUGGUUCGAUCGCCUACAACUGGUCUAAACCUGGCAUGAAAACCAGUGUCCGUAUCAUCCACGCCAGGCUACACGCUCAGGCCCUGACGUUGGCCGCUCUAGCUGGAGCAGCCGCGGUGGAGUACUAUGAUCACAAAACUGGAGCCACCGAUCGCUACCCCAAAUUUCUCAAGCCUGAUAACUUGAAUAAAGACUAAAACAAUCUUUGGCUAAUAAUGCCUAUUGUAGGCAUAUUAUAGCUAGUGAGAUUUUUUUUUUUUAAUGUUUAUUGAAUCCUUCUUUACUACUUUGAAAUGGAUUGACUAUGGUUAUAUAGCCUCUACGCCCUGAAGAUUGUUUGCAAAAUACGGGAUGCUAAUCUGUAAGAGAUACACCUUCAGAAAAAAAAAUAAUGUAUACAUAUAUUUCGAUAA
This is a messenger RNA of Brassica napus (rape), 1125 nucleotides long. RefSeq lists its product as uncharacterized. Gene Ontology annotation, cellular component: mitochondrial inner membrane. The transcript is spliced from 3 exons. The record is from RefSeq and is a predicted model, not a curated record. Bases 619 to 909 code for a protein of 96 amino acids. Gene Ontology annotation, biological process: mitochondrial respiratory chain complex IV assembly. NCBI's taxonomy places the organism in Eukaryota, Viridiplantae, Streptophyta, Magnoliopsida, Brassicales, Brassicaceae.